This is a messenger RNA of Microthlaspi erraticum, 1128 nucleotides long. Lineage: Eukaryota; Viridiplantae; Streptophyta; Magnoliopsida; Brassicales; Brassicaceae. The record is from the annotation of a GenBank genome assembly.
AUGUUUGAAGAAGAGGAAUUGCAGUCAAAACGAAACAACAAUCUCAGGCAAUCAAAAUCCCUGAUUGGAUCUCUCUCUCUCUCUCUCUCUCUCUUCUUCUUCUUCUUCCUUUGUUUCUUCCAGAGUUUUCAGAGUUAUGGGCCUCGCCCAUGUCGCCGUUUCUUCUUCUUCACCGUACAUCAUCGCCGCUUUGUGACCGAUGAGCAGAUAGGUCCUAGAGUGCUUGAAUCAAAGGAAAUGGCUGCGAGAAGUAUUAUUCGCUCUUUUGGAUCCUUGACCGCUUUAGGACGCAACAGUUCACCAAAUUUCUCUGCAAAUGGUUUAUCUUCUCUUUCUAGUGAUCUAAAGUGUGGAAUGGCUUUGCUUUCCAACCGGAAGCUCUCCACUUCUAUUUUGACUCCAGACUCAAGUGGCGAUGCAUUUCCUUAUGACUUGCUUACCAAAAAGACUCUGAUUUCACCAGAACGAACCCUAGGACAAUAUCAAGACUUGGUUAUUCCGGUGACAAAUUUCCAGAACGAAGACAAGGGUUUCAUGGUGUUAGCAGGUGAUGUCUUUGAUGUUCCAAUAAGGAAAGAUAUUAUCCACAAUGUCGUGAGAUGGCAGCUUGCGAAACGCCAGCAGGGAACUCAUUCGACCAAAACACUAAGUGAGGUUAGUGGAACUGGUAGAAAGCCAUGGAACCAGAAGGGUACAGGUCGAGCUCGGCACGGUACACUGCGUGGCCCUCAGUUCCGAGGAGGAUGUGUAAUGCAUGGGCCCAAACCGAGAAGCCAUGCCAUAAAGAUGAACAAGCAGGUUCGACGGCUUGGGCUCAAGAUAGCACUGACAGCUCGAGCCGCAGAAGGAAAACUCCUGGUGUUCGAUGAUUUGUCAUUGCCAACGCAUAAAACGAAGAACAUCGUGAAUUAUUACAAUCAAAUGGACAACACAAAGAAAGUACUCAUCGUGGAAGGCGGUCCUAUCGAUGAAAAGCUCAAGUUAGCCACCCAAAAUCUCCACUAUGUCAACAUAAUUCCAUCAAUAGGGCUUAACGUUUACAGCAUUCUGCUCCACGACACGCUUGUCAUGUCCCGUGAUGCUUUGAAUAGGAUCGUUGAGCGUAUGCACACUCCUAUUAACCGUUAG